Molecule: messenger RNA, 5180 nt
Organism: Ruditapes philippinarum (Manila clam)
Lineage: Eukaryota; Metazoa; Mollusca; Bivalvia; Venerida; Veneridae
Exons: 2
Coding region: 135-2822 (895 amino acids)
Biological process (GO): signal transduction
Molecular function (GO): protein binding
Source: RefSeq, a predicted model, not a curated record
GCAUUACAAGUUGUAACAAUUAAACUAUUCAUUGAAUUGAUACUUAAUCCGCAUAUCAUAUCAAAUGACACACUGUUAUAAAAGAGAGAACGAUUAAAGUUUCACUGUACAUUUUGACUUUUGCAAUUACAAGGAUGUUUCUCAGAAGAUACCUUGCAGUUAUACCUCUGUUGCUAUUUUUCAAUCAACCAUCUGGCAAUGAGUCUGUGUGUACUGAGAAUUUUGGGGAUUUCUGGAUUCCUUCAUGGACUAAUGAAACCACAACAGAUGCUUCAACGUCAGAAAGAAAUGAUAUGCGCUGUCACAAAAGAUGUGAUAAUGAAAAUUGUUGCACAUGCUAUAAUUGUAUGAAUUGGGAGGGUUCAGAAAUAGAUCUUUAUAUAGAAUAUGUAUCAGUGUUUGGCAAAAGCUUGGUAUUGUCUGAUCAAGCUCCUACUGAAACUGGAGUGUACAGAAUUCAGCACACUUAUUCCGAAAUGACAGAAAUACCAAGCAAUAUCUGUGGCUGGGACAAUAAAUCAAAUCUGAUGGAAUACUAUGAAGAAGACUUUGAAAGCAUCAAGAAAUACUUCAGUAACAUAGUAACAAUAAACUUUGAAGGCAAUAAAAUCAAAAAUGUCCCAGAUAUUAACUGCUUAUCCAGACUAGAUACUCUUAUCCUGAGAAAUAAUGAAAUUCAAUUCAUAUCCAAUACUUCAAUAUCCAAUCUGUCAAAUCUCAGAGUUAUAGACUUCUCUGGUAACUUCAUACAAAACAUGGAUCCAAAUACAUUAACAUCUCCUUACCUUAGUUUAUUCUUUGCCAACUUCAGUCACAAUGAAAUAACCAACCUUGAUUUCUCAAAUAGUAUAAGCUUAUAUCCCUUCUGUAAAAUUGAUUAUGAAUCAAAUGAAAUUACUGAGAUAACUAAUGAAGCUGACUUCAAACUCAGUCUUGAUCAAACUUAUGGACCUGGUUUUGUAAACUUGAAAUACAAUAAAAUUUCAACAUUUCCAGACUUUAAAUCGAUUCUUUCCUUGGACUCAAUUGUCCAACUAGGCACGUUACUAAGAUUUGGGUUUGACUUCCGUGGCAUACCCUUAGUUUGUGACUGUAAUUUACAUUCCUUUAUGGCACAUUUCAAAUACAUCAUUAAAGUCUUGUGGCGAGAAUAUUUUGAAGUAAAAUGCAUGGCACCUCAAAAACUUGCAGGACAGAAUGCCAUCGAUGUGAAACUUGAUUCACUCAUUUGCCCACUUUCAGCCGAUUCUGGCUGUCAAACACCGGAGUGUACAUGUGUGGAUAAGCCAGAUGAGAACACUUUAGUCAUCGAUUGCUCAAAUUCUGAUCUCACAGAGAUCCCUGACAUACCGUUUUCAAAGAAUUCACAAUAUAUAUCACUUAAUGUUUCUGGUAAUAACAUUAAGGACCUAAAAAAUAACUCAGUCUUGCAAAAAUUAUCUGUACUGGAUAUAUCUGGAAAUGACCUACGUAAAAUAAACUAUAAUGAAGCUAGAAUGCUUGAAAAUGCUUCGUAUGUUGAUAUAUCAGACAAUCCAAGAUUACAGAAUCUUCCUCAGGCCUUCCAAUAUCAUAAUGUUUGCCUUAGAAAUAUGGAACACUUACAGAUCACUUGCGAUUGUGAAGCUUUGUGGAUUGAACAAUGGUUGAAUCUCUCCAAAAAAUGCAUCAACUCUAAACAAUUAUUCCAAUGUGUAAUGCCUGAUAACACCAUAAAACCUGCAUUGAACUUUGCUGAAAAAGACUUAGUAUGCUAUAGCACUUGGAACAAUUAUCGUCAAGAAGCAAUAAUAUCAGGCAUAAUGCUUGCCUUGUUAAUCAUUGCAGGAACAGUGAUCUUUAUUUUCCGAUACGAAAUUCUGAUCCUCUACCUUCGUAGUCAACAAAAGAGAUGCAAGGUCAUAGCACCUCCUUUCAAGUAUGAUGUUUUCCUAUCCUACAAUGAUAGAGAGGAGGAUGUUUCUAAAUGGGUCGAAAAAAUACUUGAAAAAAAUCUGAUAAAGACUGGCUAUAAAGUAUUCAGGCCGAACAAAGAUAUCAAUUAUGGAAGUGAAAGAGAUUCACAAAUCCUUUCAGUAUUGGCUACAGCAAAAAACUUUCUAGUCAUAAUGACGGACAAUUACCUCCUAGAGGCCAAUGAUAUGAGAUCUUGGACUGAAAAUGAAUGGAAAUAUGGAUGGAACAAUUUCAAAACUGACAGAUUGAAGAACAUUGUUCUUGUUAACUUUGACCAUCUGUCAUCUUUCGAUGUCAUUCAUUCGCAAAUAAAAGCUUUUCUUAGAGUUGGCUGCACAGUCAAUUUUAAGAAUACCGAUGGGAAGAUUAUGGAAGAGAUUUACACAAAACUUGGAGAACCAUGCAAAAUACCAAAGAGUAAAUUCUCAGCCUAUGGACGCUACAAAGUACCAGGAGAAGCAGUUGAACUUACAGAAGUAUCAGUUGAAAUAGAUAAUAUCAGUAAAUUCUUCCCUGCGGAGCAAUACAAAGAAAUCAUGAAUGUUAAUGAUAUGUUGAUCACAGAAACAGAGAUGGAAAAGAAAUCAAAUAAAGCAGAUGGGAUGACAGACAGUCUAACUGAUCAAGAAUUUAACACAGAGUCCAGAGACAGUCAAACCAAUGAACACACCCAUCAAAGACAUAAUGUUAUCCAAUCAUGCAAGUUUAGAAAAUGCUAUGCUUGUAAAAUUAGUGAAGACGAGAGGGUAAACAUGCCCAGAAAUGGCAGUGUAGACAAGCCAUUGGAAAUGUUCACAUUGACACCAUUCUCAAGCCAAACAUAUUCAUCAAGCACAAGUAGACAUUCAAAAACAAAUAAAUUCUAAAACAAAAAUUCUGUAAAUAUCUGAAAACCAGACCCUCUGAAAAUUGAAAUUGACGGUUUAAAAAAAAAGUCCUGUAUUUUUUUUUUUCUUUUGAAGUUCAUUGAAAAUAAAAAACAACAACAAAUGUUUAACACUGGGACAUCUGAAUUCUGAAAACCAACACUCAUGCUGAGAAAUGAAUGGUAAUGAGAGUCAACUUUCUAAUAUGUUAUCAGAUGUGGGUUAAAACAUAAUACCAACAAGUGACAUGUUCAAUUACUUACAUGUAUUUAUCUUUGCAGGUGUGAAAAAAUGUCAGUUUGUGAGUUUGAACUAUAGCUCUUUGACCAUUGUUGUUUAUUUUGGUGUUAAGUAUGAUUUUUUUUUCAAAAAGUUUUAAUUUGUUUGGUUUUAUAAAAUGUGGAAGAAAAUUAAGAAACUUUGUUUAAUUAAAAGAGCUAUUUCUUUCUCUGCUAAUUAAUAAAUUGAUUUUACAGCACAAUAUUUAUUACAAAAAUUGUUAAUUUGCUUAAUUCAUUUUUGUUAGAGUAAUAAGCCUCUAAAAAUGUUCAAUUUCAGGUAAGGCGUUGUUUUAAUUUUUUAAUUUUCUACUUUGCAAAUCAAAAUUUAAUUGAAACAAGAAAUUAUAAUAUUUGACUAGAGACAGAACAGUAAAAACAAAAGGAUUUGUACAAACACAGAAUGAUUUAUUUUUGACUGUAUAAAGCCUCUGGAAAAUGCAAUCCUCUGAAAACCAGACUCUAAAAUGCUCAAGCCCAGACAGGGUCUGGUUUUCAAAGUUGAUUAACAGACUACCUUAAAGAGUUAUAUCACAUAAGUUCAUAAUAACAAAAAGAAAAUUUGUAUUUUAUUCAAACCAUUCAGAUGAUUAAUUUAAAGGGAUACAUAGGCAAAAUUUUCAAUUCUUUGUUUUUGUAUUUUUCAUUCAUUAUUCUGUAAAUGUCCUCAAAACAAUAACACAAGGCAGUCACGGGAACACUUUUCUCUUUAUAAAAAAUAAAAUGUAGGUUUUCUUACUUGACCCACAUGGGUCAGGUUAGAGCGUUAAGAGUUCACAACAGUUGUGAAAGUGAACUUUGGAACGUUAAAGAACAUGUCAAAUGAACGACUUAGACUUGUUGAAAGUGAACUUUGGAACAUUAAAGAAUAUGUCAAAUGAACGACUUAGACUUGUUUCAAUCAUACAAUAUACAAAAUAUCUAUUAUUGUAACUUCCAGGAUAUGUUCAAGUCACAUGACUUGUUUUACAGUCGGCGUCUAAAUUUCGUUCAACAUUAUUAGAUAGAUAUAUUUACACUUAAAACCCAAAAUAUAUAGAAUCUAUACAGAAAUUCCAGCUGGGACUUUAAAAAAUGUCAUUUCAGCAUUAUUUGAAUACAUAAGAUCAUUUUAAUAUUUUUGUCAUUAAUUUGCCCGAGUAUCCCUUUAAUACAACUAUGCUUCUGGGGGAUCACAAUUUAUUCAUAGUUUUUUCUUUAUUUUGAUUUUUUCCUGUUAACUCACUAUAUACCCUUGGAUUGGCAUAAAUUUAUUUAUCAUUGGUCUUUAAUAUAAUAUGAUUUUCGGUCACUGUGGACAGCACAGCUGUAUUUCAGCUGUCCACCAAGCGUAUCGAUGCGUAAGACUGGUCAAUAUAUAAGGUGUAUGCAAACGGGUAUUUGACCAUUCGAGGUACUAUAGGUUCUCUACACACAGACGCCCACCCACCCCGCCCUCAUUUUGAGAUUACACUUAAAAUUGUAUUAUGUCAUGCUGGACUUUGUAAUGUCACAAUAAUGUUAAAAAAAAAAAAUAAUGUAUACUUUAAGGUUAAUCAACGGUAUUGAUUAAUGUUUAUUUAAUAUGGAAAUUAUCUUUGUUUUGUCUUUUUCAGAGUAGACAAUUUUUUGUUGUCUUUUGAUAACGUUGCAAGGAUGGAUGCUAAGUUUGAGUGAGUUUUGUGGUUCUGACUUUGAGGUAACACAUUUAUGUGUAUUAAGACAUAUUAUUCCUUACAGUGGACUGGAAUUACACGGAACCACAAUUUUUGGAAUGUUCGGAUCGACGACAUGGGACUUUUAUAUGAGCAUAUGUUAUAUAUUGUUAAGUGCAGAGACACUCCUCACUAGUUUAAAGUGAUUUUUUUUUUCAAGUGUCGUCGAUGUGUAUGAAUGUAUGUUUAUUUAUUCGAUAAAAUUAAAGUGAACCUGUAGUAGCCACUCCUACAUUGUCUUUCUUAUUUAUAUUUUAUCCUUGUAGGAUAUUAAUUAUGGAGUUAAAUGAUAAAUUAUUUAUGUUUGGCUGAAUGAAAUGAAAGAAAACAUAAUGUUGAUUCAAAUGAAUUUUUUUUCAAUAUAAAAAAACACAUUCAUCAUCAUC